AUGACUAUUGAUUGGUUUUGGUUCCUAGAUGUUAUCGCUGUCACUUAUGCGAUUAGCAAGGAAGAUUGCAAAUUUGAAGCACGUAUUGUGAACUCAACGACGAAGUCAAAGUUUCCAGUCGAACCGACUCUGUGCUGGUCGGUUACUGGUUCUAUUCGAUUGGAUGAAACCACCGAUGUUACUCAUGAAGAAUUGACUGAUAUUUUCAAAUAUCUAGGAGUAUUAACGGGCAAGCUGGAAAUCGUCAACACUGCUUUCCAAAAUCUGAGCUUUUUUGGACCAUUGUUCAAAGUAAUGGGGGAAUUUGUUGGAGCUGAAUCCAUUGUAAUAAUUAAAAACUCGAAGUUGGAAACAAUGGCUGGCGGAGUUCUCGUGACGUCCACAGAUGGCAUAAUUCGCAUAGAAGACAAUCCGUUGCUAGAUGUUAACUGUACACACGUCCUGGAAAUGUAUGCUACAGCGAGGAGGAUAAGACGAAAUCGAGUAAACUGCGGAUGUGAACUCACUGGUCCUAUAACCACUACAAACAUCAACUCUAUACAGGACAAUUGUGACUAUAUAUUUGGAAAAUUUGAAAUAAAUGGUGGAAAAAGUGCUCCUAGUGCAGAUCUUCUAGCUACGAAAUUUGGAAAAGCAACAAAUAUCACAGGAGAGUUAGCAGUACUGAACACAGAGUUUACUGAUUUGAGUUUUUUGUCCGGUUUGAUGAACAUAACAUCAAUAUAUGACCUCUACGCUGAAGAAUUUGUCGAGCAAUUCAUACGUAUUGAAAACAACUCAAGGCUGGAAACUCUAGGAUGGACAAAGUUCCAGGGUGUUUCUAUGACUACUGUACAAAUUUCUUCGAAUCCGAAGUUGUGUUACACGGUGGCUGAACUUGACGGUUUUUUGCAUUCCGAAUUCGUCAGUGCUGUAGAAGGAGAAAUUUGCAAAGUGGACUACAACGAAACGAGCGUCUGCCGGCUGACAAAUAAAUCAACUUCCUUCAAUUUGCCCUCAAACUGCAGAGUUAUUAUCGGACAACUAAAACUCGACAAUACCACGAAAAUCACUGAUUUGUGGAAACUAUACAACGUAACAUCCAUAUAUGGAAGCUUAGAAGUAGUGAAUACAUCACUCAUUAGUUUUUCGCCAUUGUGGAAAUUGCAGCGGUUAUGUAAUCCCUCAGUGAAUGGCACAACGCUGGUCGUGAGGUCGAAUCUAAAUUUAAGAUCCAUAUAUCUGCACAAUCUAAACCAUACACUUAGCAAUUCACCUAUCCAUAUUAGAAAUAAUCCUACUCUUUCGCUUUCUUCCGAUGAUUGUGAACGUAUAAAUAGAUCAGCAGAGGUCCUUACAACUGGAAAUAAACAAAAUUGCCGAGGCUUUAUUAAACUAUCAAAUUAUUGCUCUUAUUUGAUCGUUUUGGUGGAGAUAUUUCUGGAGUUCUUCGGAAUGGGUAUUGAUCCCACCAUAGCUCAAAUUGUGGCUUUACUAGCACUUUUUGCGCAUCUAGUUUAUGCAGAGAAUGGACAGUCGUGUACAUUUGGCGACUAUAUCAUCAAUUCUUCGACAAUUUCCAAGUUUCCCAUUGGAAAAGAUUAUUGUUAUAGAGUGGAUGGUCCAAUCCGAAUAGAUGAAACCUCGAAUGUAACGCAUGAGGAGUUGUUUGAGGUACUAAGUGGUUUGGAGAUAAUAGCCGGUUCACUUGAAAUAGUGAACACGGGUUUCAAAAACCUUAGUUUCUUCGGUUCUCUGUUUGGAAUCCUCUCUGCACGAGAACUCUAUAGUUUUGAAGAAGAUGUGUGGAAAAGCCUCAUGUUAUCGUGUUUUGUUAUAGUGUGCCUGCGAGGCUUUUAG
Molecule: messenger RNA, 1839 nt
Organism: Necator americanus (New World hookworm)
Lineage: Eukaryota; Metazoa; Nematoda; Chromadorea; Rhabditida; Ancylostomatidae
Exons: 15
Coding region: 1-1839 (612 amino acids)
Source: RefSeq, a predicted model, not a curated record